Messenger RNA from Papilio machaon (common yellow swallowtail), 517 nucleotides. RefSeq lists its product as uncharacterized. Bases 35 to 466 code for a protein of 143 amino acids. The record is from RefSeq and is a predicted model, not a curated record. Gene Ontology annotation, biological process: non-motile cilium assembly. Lineage: Eukaryota; Metazoa; Arthropoda; Insecta; Lepidoptera; Papilionidae. Gene Ontology annotation, cellular component: ciliary transition zone. The transcript has 2 exons.
AAGAGAUAAUUAAUCGAUUAAAUAAAAAAGCGCGAUGGUUAAUUCAAGUUUAGCAUACGAAAUACUUUUGUAUAUAAAUUCAUUUUAUUUUGGACUUUUUGCUACAUGUGAAUUGGGUACACUUAUAUUGAAAUCUAUAUUGAUCGGAAAUAAGCACAAUAGCGAUAGUUAUUGGGUUACUGUUGGCCAAGAUUACGGUGUAUUAAUGGGACUGUUUAUAAUAGAAGGAGCUAGACUUAUACUUGGACGGAAAGGAAGCCUUAGUGAGCGAGAUAUACCAGUGAUGUUCUCAGUUGUUCUGACGGUGCCAUCAAUGGUUUGUGUUCUAUAUUUGUUGGUGAAACAAGUCGUAAUCCUCAGAAUUGAAUACAUCUGGUGCACCCUAAUGCUUACAAUUCAAGUCUUGGAGUACAUAUUUGCAUCCAUGUUUAUUGUCACAAUGUGCCGUGGUCCCUCAUAUGACUAAAGUAAUCUAUAUAUUUAACAGUUUUACAUUGGCUAAUUUAUUUAAAAUUAG